UAAAUCUGGGAACGGAGAAGUCCUACGUUCAAACAUCAAAUAAACCCAACCAGAUCACCAGAAGCGAUGCUGCUCGCAAAGCAGAGAACAUUUCAACUAUUUUUUGUUCAGAUUCUCUCUGAAAAUCCUUAAAGAGAGUAUUACAAAUCUCCAUCCCUCCAUCGCAAAGUGAUUGCAAACUAUUGAAAACGAAGCCUGCCCUUUUAAUUAGUGAGGGUUUUCUACUGGAAUAGAGAUGUCGUUCGAUCUUGUUUUGAAGCCGUCAUGCGGUGGCUGUGGGUCAAACACUGAUCUUUACGGUAGUAAUUGUAAGCAUAUGACUCUAUGCUUGUUCUGCGGAAAAACCAUGGCUGAGAACCAUGGAAAAUGUUACGAGUGUGGCGUUCCACUUACACGAUUAAUUCGGGAGUAUAAUGUCCGAGCCAGUUCUGCCAGUGAUAGAAAUUACUUCAUUGGCAGAUUUGUCACAGGGGUUCCCAAUUUUUCAAAGAAGAAAAAUGCUGAUAAUAAAUGGUCUCUCCAAAAAGAAGGGCUUCAGGGGCGCCAAGUUACAGAUGCUUUGCGGGAGAAGUACAAAAAUAAGCCUUGGCUUUUGGAGGAUGAGACUGGCCAAUUUCAGUUUCAGGGUCAGCUUGAGGGUGCACAAUCCGCAUCUUAUUAUCUGCUCAUGAUGCAAGGGAAGGAGUUCGUUGCUAUUCCUGCUGGUUCCUGGUACAACUUUAACAAAGUUGCUCAAUAUAAGCAACUUACCUUGGAAGAAGCUGAAGAGAAGAUGAAAAAUAGGAGAAAAACUGCAGAUGGAUACGAGAGAUGGAUGAUGAAAGCAGCAAAUAAUGGAGCUGCUGCCUUUGGUGAAGUGGAAAAAAUUGAUGACAAGGAAGGUGGUGGUGGGGCUACUGGACGGGGACGUAGGAAAGCAUCUGGUGAUGAUGAUGAAGGGAAUGCCUCGGAUAGGGGAGAAGAGGAUGGAGAAGAAGAAGAGGCAAGGAAAAAUAGACUUGGACUUGGAAAAAAAGUUGGUGAUGACGAUGAAGAAGGUCCUAGGGGAGGCGAUCUUGAUUUUGAUGAUGAUGAUAUUGAGAAGGGUGAUGAUUGGGAGCAUGAAGAAAUAUUCACUGAUGAUGAUGAGGCUGUGGGUAAUGACCCUGAGGAAAGGGAAGAUUUGGCUCCUGAAGUUCCUGCUCCUCCAGAAAUCAAACAGGAUGAAGAGGGUGAGGAAGAAGCUGAUGAAGAGGAGGGAGGCCUAAGCAAAUCCGGAAAGGAGCUACAGAAGCUGCUUGGCCGAACCAAUGGUCUAAAUGAUUCAGAAGGUGAAGAUGAUGACGAUGAUGAUGAUGUGGAAGAUGAGAUUGGCCUUUCCCCUGUACUGGCUCCAAAACAGAAGGAUGCACCGAAAGAGGAACCGACUGAUAUCAGCCCCUCAAAAGCAGGACCAUCAGGAUCAGCACGAGGAACUCCUUCUGCAUCAAAGUCAACUAAGACAAAAAGGAAAUCAGGUGGGGAUGAUGCAAAAGUUUCUAAUGGAGCACCUGCAAAGAAAGGGAGAUUUGAUAAUGAGUCAAAACCAUCUGUGAAAGAUGAGCCAUUGUCCACUCCCAAGAGUAGUGCACCUCCAAAAGGUUCAGCUUCAUCUUCCAAAGCUGGACCAACACCACCGACUGGCCCUGUUACUGAGGAUGAAAUCAGGGCUGCAUUGCUGCAAAUGGCACCAGUUACAACGCAGGAUCUUGUUGCUAAGUUUAAAGCAAGACUAAAAUCGAAGGAGGACAAGUCGGCUUUUGCAGAUAUCCUGAGGCGAAUUUCUAAGAUACAGAAGACGAAUGGACCCAACAACUAUGUUGUGUUGAGAGAUAAAUGAUAAUUAGGCGACAUACUUGAGCUUUUCUGAUGGCCUUGGCCUGCUUGCUUUUGCUUGGAGUUGCAUAUGAUACCACAUUUUGAGGAGAGAGGCCAGCUCAGGCGUCACCCCUAUUUUCUCCGGUGCUAGAUUCAGAACCAGGAGGGUAGUCUGCAGGCUUUACCAUAUUCUGGUGGAUCAUUAGCUUGGGAUUCUCUAAUUUGUUGGCUUACGUUUGUCCCAGUCCUUUGUGUAACAUGCAUUAUUGCAUAACAGAGAACACCAGUCACAUUGUCUGUGGAAAACAGUAUUGCUCUCUGCUUCAUGAUGUCAGAAUACUAACCUUCUUUGGGCAUUAUGUAACCAAAAACUGGCCAGAAAAGAUAAAGAUCAGUCAUUAGUUUUUUUUC
Molecule: messenger RNA, 2247 nt
Organism: Macadamia integrifolia
Lineage: Eukaryota; Viridiplantae; Streptophyta; Magnoliopsida; Proteales; Proteaceae
Product: transcription initiation factor IIF subunit alpha-like
Exons: 10
Coding region: 236-1858 (540 amino acids)
Biological process (GO): transcription initiation at RNA polymerase II promoter; positive regulation of transcription elongation by RNA polymerase II
Cellular component (GO): transcription factor TFIIF complex; nucleus
Molecular function (GO): TFIIF-class transcription factor complex binding; RNA polymerase II general transcription initiation factor activity; DNA binding
Source: RefSeq, a predicted model, not a curated record